This is a messenger RNA of Jaminaea rosea, 1149 nucleotides long. Its product is annotated as RNA-binding domain-containing protein. The record is from RefSeq and is a predicted model, not a curated record. Gene Ontology annotation, molecular function: RNA binding. The transcript has a single exon. Lineage: Eukaryota; Fungi; Basidiomycota; Exobasidiomycetes; Microstromatales. The coding region runs from base 78 to 665 and encodes 195 amino acids.
GCCAUUGAUGUCUCUUGCCCUAGAAUCCUCUGAAUCCACACUCCUCACUCCUUCAUUCAGCCCCCUUUUCUCGCAGCAUGCCAACCCCUCCAUCCUCGGCAUCUUCGACCCGUCUCUUUGUUGGCAAUCUACACCCCUCUGUCAGCGACUACGACCUCGUCCAACUCUUCCAGCCAUACGGCCACCUUACCAAGCUCGACGUCGUCUUUCACCGCAGCGGACCGCUACGGGGCAAGCCAAAAGGAUUUGCAUUCGUAGAAUUCAGCAAGAGGGAGGACUCGCUCAGGGCAAAGGUCGAGCUCGAUGGCAAGCCUUUCAAAGCGGGGAGGACGCUCAGCGUCAAUUUCGCCAACCAGGUCGACGAGGCGACAGGCGGUGGGACUGGAAAAGCCGUGCGACGUCGCCAUGACGACGAUGAAUUGAGACCGACGACAUUGAGUCUGGUCAAGAACGCCAGGCAGGUCAAAGGAGGAGCAGACGCAAAGAUUGCAGCUAUGGAGGCAAAGUUGGCUGCUUUGAGACAGAAGAAGGCGGGAGGUGGGGGCGAAGCAGAAGAGUCGUCGCCGAAAUCGUCAUCCUCAUCGGCGUUGAAGAGGGCACCAGCGAGUGCAGGGCUCCCUGUCAAGCCGCCGCCGUCCUCGUCGUCAUCGACCCCACCGCGAUGAAGGGGGACAAGCGCGUGACGCGACGUGGGGUGGAUGGAGUGGACGGGAAGCGCGACGUUGCAUCGCAUGCUUCCUUUUUCCUCUUCCCGCUCCCAAUCAUCCGCAUCAUCGAUCAACCAUCACUCCUCUAGCCCUCACAAUGGGCAAAGCAGCAAAGCUGUAUAAGCGCCCCACGCUCAAGGAGAGGCAACGCAAGCAACGAUCCUCGGCCGCAGAGUCGAGCGCUCAAGCUGGCAAGAGCAGCGCAGCCGCCGCCGACUUGAAUGAGCUGAAACGUCAGGCAAGGAUCGAGAAGCAGGCAAUCGCGGUGGAAAAGAAUAGGGAGAGGCAGAGAAGAGAAGCCGCAAAGCAGCAGGGAGAGCAGCAGCAGCAGCGCAGAACGGCAACUCAAGAGGUGGAUGGAUCGCCUGAUGACGAGGAUGACGAGGACGAGGGGGAGGAGGAGCAGGGACAGGAGGCAGCCGCGAAACCUAAGCGCACCCGC